AUGCUUGAAAAUCACGGUUAUGGUGCGCUCCUUGGUCUAGGAGCCGAAGAAUUCCACCAUAAGACGUUCUUCAACUCCCCGUACUCACCUUCUAGUUCUGGCUUAGUCGAACACUACCGCUACCAGCUGAGAGAUAUUGCAAACGCAGGUGAACCUCUAAAGGCGUGGAAAUCAACAAAUGCCCUCACUCAUUCCUUCAGGCAGCUCCCCCCGGCCUAUCCCUUCGUCAACAUGGGUCUAGGACCUUCUCGGCUGGACAUGCUUGAGGCAAAAGCUCAGCACAUGCUCAUGACAACCACGAACACCCGCAAGGUGGAAAUCAUCUGCUCGCUCGUCCCCUUUACGGACGAAAAAGCCCAGGUUGCACGGCUAAUGGCGCGUUAUGAUCUUAAUAACUCUUCACACUCCACUGUAGACCUCGGAGCCCUCACGGAGAGUAGAGUGACCAACUGA
This is a messenger RNA of Venustampulla echinocandica, 453 nucleotides long. RefSeq lists its product as uncharacterized. NCBI's taxonomy places the organism in Eukaryota, Fungi, Ascomycota, Leotiomycetes, Helotiales, Pleuroascaceae. The coding region runs from base 1 to 453 and encodes 150 amino acids. The transcript is spliced from 3 exons. The record is from RefSeq and is a predicted model, not a curated record.